AUGCUAAUCAUCACAUUGUACAAGGUACCAUCGGUAGCAAAAGAAUCACAAAUCUGUCAUUUUUGCACCGACACAAGUACUACAGGCGCAUUUAUGAUGGAGAAUCAUUUUGCAUCUGCAUCGACUUUCCGAGGUCAUAUACUGUGUUUAAGUGCUAGUUUGGCCUUAGAUCCGGCAUCUUCAUUUCUUUGCAAUCUUCAUGCUCAACCUAAAUUCACAAGCACAAAAUUUAAAAACGCUCCGAAGUGGAUUGCGUGCACGCGCUGGUGA
This is a messenger RNA of Plasmopara halstedii, 270 nucleotides long. RefSeq lists its product as uncharacterized. The record is from RefSeq and is a predicted model, not a curated record. NCBI's taxonomy places the organism in Eukaryota, Oomycota, Peronosporomycetes, Peronosporales, Peronosporaceae. The transcript has 3 exons. Bases 1 to 270 code for a protein of 89 amino acids.